AAACAUUGGUGUACACGACCACAACCCGUUUCAGCACCUGUGACUUACUCUUUCGAUAUCCAUCGUAUGUCUGAGAUUUCAGAACGUUAAUCGAGGAUAAAACAUGGUAAUUCACUAGCAAGGAUUGCUCGGAAACGGAUGAACGACGACAACAGCAUCAGUAUAUCACUCUCCCUGACCUUUCUAGCAUCUGUCGGAAGGACCUAUCAAAAUUCUGGAAUGCUAGGUUCUGUAUACAAUCAACUUAUGGCGUAUCUCUACAGUGCAGACUUUGAUCGUACUGACGGCUUAAGCGGGCAUGAUCUGAGGAAUGCAAAGCCAAGAUGGCAAGAGCUGAACGAAGUGUCAUCAGCGUAUACCACAUCUACAGCAGUGAACCAGCCUCAAGAACGGAAACGUGUCUCGAAACAACUGGAACCUAGUCGACGCAUCACUCGUCAGGAUACACACGUAAAGAAAAUCGCUCGCUUGGGCGCAUCGGUAUCUCAUUCGCAUUUAAGAGCACGCUCUCAAAUUGUCGAGGGAAGAUCAAAUCGUGCAAAGCCAUCCACAAAGGCUCCCCAUCCAGAUAUUUGGGCAAUAUCGCGGAAGCAAACAUGUCUUUUGCGCCUUUUCGCCCUCAUCGGCAUCACUUUCAUUUGCAGCAGGCUUUUGUCUCAACGGACACCCUGGUCAAACGCAAGCAGUCUGGCUCAUAUCGAGACAGGGUUCGAAGAUCGAAUUUGCAGAUUCCCAGUGGUCUCAAGGAUACAAUAUUGCGGAACAUAUCUGGAGCCGGAGCCGACCCUGCGUGCUCAUUCUGUACGUCGUGCAAUCCCGGAGGUCCUGUAUGCACUGUCGGAGAGUCCGAACGCAGUGGAUGAUGUUUUGGACCUGUCUGAGGAGACGAAGAUAGGGCUGCGUUCGUUACGCAGGAGCACCCGAAUACCACCAAAUACGUGUUCCCGGCCAACGGAACAGAAUCUUCCGACCGGGAGAGCGGAGGCGAAGCCACAUCCAAGCCUUCAUGCCAUGAGAAACAGCUUAGUCUCCCACGUUGCAAGCAAUGGUAUCAAGAGCCGAAUCACCGAGGCUGAUCAGGAAAGGAGACUCGGUGUCGCAGAGUCCACUCUCAUUGCACAGCACAUGCGUGAGGAGAUCGUCAGUCUUCUCAUCGAUAUCGUGACCUGGCUGGAAGACCAUAUCAACGGAUGGGACGUCACCAAGGACUUCCUUCUUGAUCGCAUGCAUCGUAACAUGGUGUCUAUCGAUGACCGAUAUUUGGACAUCAGAGACAAGACAGUAGAUGUCCGGUCCAACAUGUUGUUGAGAACGUCAGAGGAAGAGUUCCAAACAGAUGUUGCAAACCACUUUGGUGAGUGGGCAAUGGUCCUUGAGAACAUGCGCCAUGAGCUCGAGUCGAUGGGAGAGGCCCGGAGAGUCCCGUUCGAGCAAGCGGGUGUAUUUCUUGCAGUCACAGACGUUGUAGCAGACGAUCUUGUGGCCAGCGAGAGUCUGCAUCAGAGAGUGAAGCAGAUGUCAUGGCUCAAGCGCUUUGUGUUGUGGUCUUUGCCCUUCAGCAACGUCCAAGGAUCUGAAGCUGCCGUAGAAGUGCUCCCAGGCGGUGGUGAACAUCCCAAGAUUCCCACUAAAGUCUAGGAAACGGAGCUCCUGCUCAAAAAGAUCCAAGACAUCCACCCGCGACUGCGAGCCAUGCAUGCUUCGGUGGACAAAGCACUUACCUCGUUAAAGGCUUCCAGAACACUCAUCCAAUCUGAGCGGUCAGUAUGGCUCAUUAGGUUGCUGAGAGGUUCAUCGAUGACUGAUCAAAACUUGAUCAGCGGAUUGAGAGAGGCACAAAACAUGGUUCCCAUGCUGAUGGACCAAAGGAGAGGGCAGCGUGUGGAGAGGGUGUAUCAACGGUCGAAGGCCAAAGCAGCGGCAGAACGUGGGCACGGAGC
Molecule: messenger RNA, 1940 nt
Organism: Aureobasidium subglaciale EXF-2481
Lineage: Eukaryota; Fungi; Ascomycota; Dothideomycetes; Dothideales; Saccotheciaceae
Exons: 3
Coding region: 139-1638 (499 amino acids)
Source: RefSeq, a predicted model, not a curated record